UGUCAACAAACAUGGCGAAGAGGGGAAGUAACACCGUCAAACCGACCUGAGUGAAUUUAGCAUCAGUAGCGAAUGGAAACUGGUUCAACUAGUAGAGAAUAAUGUUAAGCCUGGUCAGCCUCACCAAAUCACAGCGCUUGUUUUUUGGUACAAUUAUCUUACUUCUGGUUGAUAUCAUUUGGGUUGCAUCCUCAGAGCUCACUGAGUAUCUGUUUAGAAAUGAACACUACAGAAAGCCAUUUUUCAGUACCUAUGUGAAGAAUUCCAUGUUUAUGCUCUACUUGUCGGGUUUUAUCUUUUGGAAACCAUGGCGACAGCAGUGUAGAAGGAGUAAUGGGAUAUCCAGUAUAGUAACUGAAGACACCACAGAACAAGACCAGUUGAGUGAACCCAAAUAUGUACCCAUUAAUGACAGGCGUAGUGGAACUGAAUCGGAUGAUGGCUCAAUUUCAAGGUCUGUCAGAUUUAGCAGCAUAUCAGAAGUUAGACAGUUGCCAGACCAUCAUGCAGAGGAUGCAGUACUGGCCAGGCUGUCCUAUGCUGCAUCCAUACGUGCCGAGGAGGCCAGGCAGAGAGCACUGAACAGACUCACCAUUAGACAGGUUGUCAAACUCAGCCUGAUUUUCUGUAUUGUGUGGUUUUUUGGCAACCUGGCAUACCAAGAAGCUCUUAGUGACACCCAGGCAGGCAUAGUGAAUGUGCUGUCUUCCACGUCAUGUCUCUUCACUCUGGUUCUGGCAGCCAUAUUCCCUAGUUCUAGUAUUGAUAGAUUUUCACUAUCAAAAUUAACAGCAGUAUUAUUGAGUAUUGGAGGGGUUCUUCUGGUGUGUUGGGAAGAUAAAUCCAUGGAAGGCACAAUUCCCCUAGGAGCACUGUGGGCUUUGUGUGGUGCCAUAUUAUAUGCUGUGUACACUGUGAUGCUCAAAAGAAAAGUAGAAAAUGAAGAUAAAGUAGAUCUGCCAUUGUUUUUUGGAUUUGUUGGGCUAUUUAACUUCAUCAUGUUGUGGCCUGGGUUCUUUAUCCUGCACUACUCCAAGGCAGAAGUGUUCCAAUGGCCUACCAAAGAGCAGUGGUUAUUCCUACUAGUCAAUGGACUCAUUGGAACAGUACUCUCAGAUCUGCUCUGGUUAUGGGGCUGUUUCUUAACCUCAUCACUGCUAGCCACAUUAUCUCUCAGCCUUACAAUUCCAUUAACAGUGCUGGCAGACAUAAUAUUUCAGGAAAAGAGCUACACCUGGAGAUUCUAUGUAGGGACUUUUCCAGUCUUCCUCUCAUUCUUUGCUGUCACUUUAUUUUCUUAUUAUGAGAACUGGGACCCAGUGCUAUUAGCUAUUAAAAAAUGCAUUCAUUGUAUAGUAAAAGCAAGGCCACCUGUCAGGUUACGCGAUUUGGAUCAAGAACAAACUGAGAGUCUUAUAGUAAAUUCUCCUACUGGGACAUAAUAGUGGAAACCAUAUGUUAUAACCUCAUUACAACACCAUCAUACUGUGUCUCUUCUAACAAA
This is a messenger RNA of Lingula anatina, 1504 nucleotides long. Its product is annotated as solute carrier family 35 member F5. Gene Ontology annotation, cellular component: membrane. Lineage: Eukaryota; Metazoa; Brachiopoda; Lingulata; Lingulida; Lingulidae. The record is from RefSeq and is a predicted model, not a curated record.